Molecule: messenger RNA, 881 nt
Organism: Setaria italica (foxtail millet)
Lineage: Eukaryota; Viridiplantae; Streptophyta; Magnoliopsida; Poales; Poaceae
Product: dirigent protein 5
Exons: 1
Coding region: 143-730 (195 amino acids)
Source: RefSeq, a predicted model, not a curated record
GCUCAAUAAAUAGGCAUGCACAACUCCAAGCUCUCCACGCAACACAACAGCAGCAAGAGCUAGCUGCUCACCUCUCCUGCAGUGUGCUACAGUAACAAGCUGCUUAAUAAUUAAGCACAAGUCGAUCCUGCACUGAUUAACAAUGCAAGGCCACGCGCCAUCUUCCAAGUUCAUCGUCAUCAGCUCGAUCGCUGUGAUGUUGCUGCUUGGGCAGCUGGCUGGCGUCGCCCACGGUGGUGGGCGCCAGAGGAACCCGCCGUGCAAGGAGAUGACGGUGUACUACCACAACAUCCUCUACGACGGCACCAACACGGCGAACGCGACGGCGGCGUUCGCGACGCAGCCGACGCUGCUGAGCCGGUCGGCGUCCAUCAACGACACCUACUUCGGCGAGAUCGUGGUGUUCGACGACCCGGUGACGGCGGGGCCGGCGCUGGCGUCGGAGCCGGUGGCGCGCGCGCAGGGCUUCUUCUUCUACGACAAGAAGGAGUCCCCCAACGCGUGGUUCGCCUUCUCCCUCGUCUUCAACUCCACGGCGCACAGGGGCACCCUCAACCUCAUGGGCGCCGACCUCAUGGCGGAGAAGACGAGGGACAUCUCCGUCGUCGGCGGCACCGGCGACUUCUUCAUGGCGCGCGGCGUCGCCACGCUGCGCACCGACUCGUACGAGGGCCUCUACUACUUCAGGCUCCAGAUGGACAUCAAGCUCUACGACUGCUACGACGUCUAAGAAUGCAUAUCAAAUAAUAUUGUUUUCACCAAGCACGUACAUCAGUACAUGUGUUGUGUGUUGUGAAGUGUUGUUAAUUUCGCGUCUUGUUGUAAUGCAUGGAUUACUUAUUAUUAUACCUGUGGGCGUUUGGAUUGUGUGUAUCACAUUA